AAACGUAGGAGCAACAAUAGAGAGAGGAGAGAGGGAUCUGUAUCCACUGACAAUCUCUGGAGGAAGUUAGUGUCUCAGGCUGCGGCGCGUAACCAGCUCAGCUCCUCCCGGACACACUCGCUUCAUCUCGGGGAGGAAUGGUCGCUCUGCUCGGAUUUAAAGUCGUCUGCUUCUAGUCACACUUUGGUUUCUGCUGCACGCCACUUCUGGGACAGUUUCAAUCCGAUUUUUUUGUUUUCUUACUAGAAAUCAAUGAGUUCACCUGCAGCCCAGAGAUGUUGAGCCUCGCGGAGCAGAUGUGAUCAGCUCAGCAGCACUUCCACCGAAACAGAUCGUUCGCUAAACGCCGUUUUCUUCUUUAAAGUUUUAGUUCUGUCAGCGAGGAACGCGGAAAUGGAUCUGAGACCGGAGCUCCCCACCGUCUCCUCGGCCUCUCAAGUCCACCCCGGAGCGGCAGCAGCGGCCGCGGCAGCCUCCAUCCCGGUGUCCAUGGCCGGGAACCUGCUGCGCGGCCCUCCGCUCAUCCUGCGCGCCGCGGACAAGUACCCGCGCACUCCCAAGUGUGCGCGCUGCAGGAACCACGGCGUGGUGUCCGCGCUGAAGGGCCACAAGCGCUACUGCCGCUGGAAGGACUGUAUGUGCGCAAAGUGCACCCUGAUCGCGGAGAGGCAGCGGGUGAUGGCGGCCCAGGUGGCGCUGAGGCGGCAGCAGGCGCAGGAGGAGAACGAAGCCCGGGAGCUGCAGCUGCUGUACGGCACCGCGGAGGGGCUGGCCCUGGCCGCCGCCAACGGAAUCAUCCCGCCGCGUCCCAACUACGAGGUGUUCGGUUCCGUCAACAGCGAGAGCAACUCAGAUUCAAGCAUCCAGAAGUAUGAUCUGUUUCCAAAGAGCCAGCUGUCCGGCUCCGCCACCCCGCAGCAGUCCGCGGGCAAACCGGCGUCCACCGAGAGUGACUCCGCUCCGGGCAUCUCCUCCCCGGACGGCAGGCACGGAGGCUCGGGCUCUGAGAACGGAGACAGCGAGUCGUUCAUCAGCUCUCCGGUGUCGAAGCCGUUAAAGGACGGAGAGGAGACUCCCGGCUCCGUCAGCUCCCUCGGCUCGGACUCCGGCUCCGAGACCGACAAAGACGAGCAGGAGCCGUCUCCUUCCUCCGCGGCCUCCCGCCACAUGAACGCCAUCGACAUCCUGACCCGAGUGUUUCCGAGCCACAAGCGCAGCGUGCUGGAGCUCGUCCUGCAGGGCUGCGGCAAAGACGUGGUUCAGGCCAUCGAGCAGAUCCUCAACAACAGCGGCGCUCAGGGCGCCAGCAAGGCCGGGCCGGAGGAGACGUGGACGGCGGAGAGGAUGCUCCAAAACGCGCAGCAGCCUCCUCCGUCCUCCGCCACCACCACCGCCCCGACUAGGCCCAUGCUGCCCGGAGCCAUGACGCUGAGUAACCGCUCUGCGUUCUCCCCCCUGCAGCCAAACGCCCCGCACUUCGGCGCAGACCCCAGUACCUACCCCCUGGGCACCCACCUGGGACUGAACCCGCUGCGGCUGGCCUACUCAGCGCACAGCCGGGGACUGGCUUUCAUGACGCCCUACUCCACCACCGGCCUGAUGCCCACCCUGGGCUUCAGACCCCCGAUGGACUACGCGUUUAGCGACCUGAUAAGGGACAGGACGAUGUUGCACAAGGAGCAGGGCUACGCCAGCGGCCUGUACGGGCCUCUGGUGAACAACACGCCGGACAAACAGUGAGGCGGGCCGGCUGCGCACAGAGACACAUUCCAUUGUAUUUGUAGCCACAAGUGUUGAAAAUCUGUGACGUGUUUUGGCUACAAGCUGCUGUACAUAAUAGGAUUAUCUGGCUUGUAGUCAAAUGGUCUGAGAGGGGAAAAAAAGCUAAACUCACUGAUGUGUAAUUUUCAAAAAUAAUUUUAUAUGUUAGGCUGCAAAAAAGUUUGGAUGACACCCCCCAUGUAUCAAUAAAAUAACCGAAAUUUAUUUAUAGAAUCCAGAAAUAAAUCACCAUCAAUCUGGGGAAAUAAAAAAUGAAACCCAGAAAAAAGGAUAAAAACUACACACAUGAUUUUAUGACAGAUUUCUGUCAAAUCUGUUGCCAAGAAAUUAUUUAUCAGAGGGGUUUGACUGUUUAAAGCCCUUUAAAUUUUGCAGCUGGUUGGUAAAUCCCUUUUCUUCUCUCUCUCUCUCACACACACACACGGGAUAUUAAACACAGAAAAUUAAGUUAUUAAAUAAAACAUGUAGCUUCUAAGGAUGUUAACCUCAUUCCCUGCUGUAAAAGUUGAACUAAUGAUGUGUAAAUGCCAUUCAUUUUUUCCUUAUGUAUUUUUUCCAGUUAUCUCACUCUUUUUUUUAGUUUUUUUCCAGCUUGCCUGUAUUAUAUAUUGCAUUUGGUAAUAUGAAAUGCUAUGCUCUAUUUGACUUUUCAUUUAUCCGUUAGUCAGCUCCAAUAUUUUGUGACAACGUGCUGGAUCGAGUCAGUUCCUCUUCAAAUGUUACAAGCUGUGCUGUCACAUUGUAUGAAUAUGCUGAAAAUAAAUGUUAUUUUAAAGAAAACGGUGGAAACCCA
Molecule: messenger RNA, 2575 nt
Organism: Acanthochromis polyacanthus (spiny chromis)
Lineage: Eukaryota; Metazoa; Chordata; Actinopteri; Pomacentridae
Gene: dmrta2
Product: DMRT-like family A2
Exons: 2
Coding region: 394-1740 (448 amino acids)
Biological process (GO): sex differentiation; germ cell development; regulation of transcription by RNA polymerase II
Cellular component (GO): nucleus
Molecular function (GO): protein binding; RNA polymerase II cis-regulatory region sequence-specific DNA binding; DNA-binding transcription factor activity, RNA polymerase II-specific
Source: RefSeq, a predicted model, not a curated record